Messenger RNA from Colletotrichum aenigma, 840 nucleotides. RefSeq lists its product as uncharacterized. The coding region runs from base 1 to 840 and encodes 279 amino acids. The record is from RefSeq and is a predicted model, not a curated record. The transcript is spliced from 2 exons. Gene Ontology annotation, cellular component: nucleus; cytoplasm. NCBI's taxonomy places the organism in Eukaryota, Fungi, Ascomycota, Sordariomycetes, Glomerellales, Glomerellaceae. Gene Ontology annotation, molecular function: protein binding.
AUGGAUACGGCAAGGCUCACCGAGGCAACUUUUGCCCUCCUACCUUCAGAGCUUCUCAGUAUGAUCGGCGAUUUCCUCGACAACAUCCACGACCUUUCAAACCUCGCUCGUGUGAGCCAACCGUUCUACCGCGCCUUCAAUCGUUUGCUGUAUAAGGCCGCCGUCGAGGACCACCAUCCAGGCCCGACGAUUGAAGCAGCGAGCAACGGGAACCUCGGAGCUCUAAAGCUCGCAGCUGAACACGGCGCCAAUCUUGACUACUAUCAGGUUAAGCCGCUCACAGCAGAUGAAAAGUUGGCGAAGGGUAUUCCAUACCAAUUAUCUCCGCGCGCCCGCUGGGGAGCACCCCUCCACUUCGCCAUUAUCUAUGGCCAUCAGCAUGUCGUUGAAUGGUUGAUCUCCAAAGGCGUCGACAUCGAGGCUCCGGCGCGACUUUAUUGCGGGUGCGUGAGCCCCUGGAACGACAUUUCUCCUUACCACGAAACCUAUCGUACGGACUACGACAAAGGUGUCAUGGUCUGGACCCCGUUACAUUACGCCAUUUGCCAUAGGCAGACCGACAUCGCGCACCUGCUUUCGGCUGAUUGCCUGAUCAGAACAAUGGAACUUUUGAGAGUACAAGGAGCUUGGAAGGAUGCCCGAGAACAAAAUGGAAGAAUUUCCACCGAGGAAAAGAGCUCCUGGACCCUUGCUGGUACAACUGUGAAGGGUGAGAAGUGUUCAGAGCUCUCUGGUCAAUGGAACAAGCUCGGAUCCGACGAGUUGAAGAUUAUCCCGUCCAAGUGUUGGCACAUCUUCAAAAAGAUCAGGUGGGAGAAUGAUCUUGGAUUGAUGGUAUAG